Molecule: messenger RNA, 2086 nt
Organism: Fundulus heteroclitus (mummichog)
Lineage: Eukaryota; Metazoa; Chordata; Actinopteri; Cyprinodontiformes; Fundulidae
Exons: 6
Coding region: 271-1095 (274 amino acids)
Source: RefSeq, a predicted model, not a curated record
AAAAACAACGUCUCACGGCACCUGAAUGGAACAACGUGAUGACAACAACGCGACAACUCAUUUGUGAAAAGCGUGGGUCCCGUUUGGGUUGGUCAACAGGAUCUGUUUGAGAAGAAGAAGAAGAAGAAGAAGAAGAAGAAGAAGAAGAAGAAGAAGAAGAAGAAGAAGAAGAAGAAGACAUCCCAGAAUCUUUGCUAACACUAAACCGGUGUCAACCCAACAACGUUGCGCGGCAGUUCCCGUUGGUCGUCUUCGAGUGAACAGCAGCUAAUGCCCGAUGUCAAGGCUGGAGGAAGGACGGAGGUAGAAGUCCUCCUAGGCAUGGAUACAGAGAGCCCACUUCUGUCUUUCAUCAAAUCAAGUCUUCCUAAAAUGAGAGACCAUGAGCCUUUGUUGCAGCGUCUGCAAGAUUUAGGAGUUGAGGACCUGGAAGACCUGAGCUACCUGCAGGAGAGUGACCCCCUUUCUGUCCUGAGACCAAUUGAAGUCAGAAAGCUUCUGUCACUGCUCAAAAAGACAAGCCAACAAGAUGUCUUGGGCAGUCCUCCGAGCAACCAACAGUUCAGCAGAGCCAGUACCAGUACAAGUCCAGUAACACAGUCUGACGAGAUGCACCUUUCUGGUGGUUACAGCUUAGAAACUACAAGUUCAUCGCAGUCAACACGUAGUUCAAGUGUGGGUAUCACACCUCGUCGAAAGUCUGAUAACAGCUGGCAUUUUAAAUUUCAAAUUCCUUGGCAGAAAAUUCCAUCUGAGAUCAUCAGAAAGCUGGAAACGGGAAACCGGCCAACAAAAAGAAACUCGACUUUGGCAGCGGAGAAUUUCAUGCUGUCUGUGGACCAGACCAUUGUGAAUGGCCACAUCAGAAUCUUCAGUGAUGCUCUUAUGCUGAUGUUUGGUUCGUACUACUGUAUGAACAUAUCUUACCCAGCAGCCCAGGCAUCAACUUUGGAGUUCUUACAGAGGUGCCUCUUCAAGAUAAAUCCAGACAAGGGAUCAAAAGUGGAGCGGAACGCCACCAAAAGAAAACUUGCAGUCAGUCCAAAGGUUCUCAUACUGAUCACCAGAAUUGCAGACUGCGAGUGGAGGGAAUAAGAAGUGCUCACAAGUUAUGUAUAAUUUGUCCAAGUUACAGACUGUUAUGGAUUAAUAUCCAGUGAGGUUUCACAUAAGCUGUUAUGUAGCUUUGCUUUCAAUGAUGUGGAUUACUUGGCCAAGUUAUGGAUGCCUUUUGGAUGUAUGAUUACUUGACCCAGGUUAUGGAAAUGUUACUGUAAAUUGGUAACAACUUUUUCUUUUCUUUUUUUUUUUUUUUUUUACCUUUUUUUUUUUUUAGAACCAGUCAUUUUAAUUUAAUUGUUUUUAUUUUUUGAAUAUUGCUGUAAUAAUGGUUACAGUUAAAUAAAAAUACAGAGAAUGGGAAAUUAUGGCUAUUGUUGUUCAGCUUAGUCUCAUUCAAGCACAACAGUUCAUUUAAGCCCCUUUUCCCACUAGCCAAAAACCGGUUUAAACCAUUUAAAAUUUAAAUAAUUCUGGUGUUAUUAGGUGAUUAUAAUUUUAGUUGAAAGUCUGUUAAAUAUUCAGGAAAUCAAUGUAAAAGAAAACAAAAAAUUAAAUUUACACCUAAGUUUUGAAAGAUUAAUAAAAAUAUUGUUGUAUACUGUUACUUUACAUCUAAUAUAAAGUAAUAUACAGCUUUUUUACAUAAAACAAUGCCAUUAAAGCCAACUAAUAGCACAUUUCUGUAAAUGUAAGCAUUAUUAUUCAUAUUAUAAUGUUAGUUUACCAUCUUUAUGGGUAAUUUCAUUGUUUUAAAACAUAAUGUUUAAGUAAAUGUUAAAAACAAAUAUAACUAAAUAUGCAUUUGAUGUGAUCUAAAAAUAAUGGUAAAUUAUUGCAAUUGUAAACCCAAGAUCACGUUUUUCAACAUUUUUUUAACAUGUUUUGAAAGAUGAAUCACAUUAUUUUGUGUCCAUAUACUGUUAUAUUACAUCAAAUAUAAAUUAUUAUACAACCUUUUUCCAUUAAAAAAACAGCUAGGAACAGAACAUUUCUGUGAAUUUAAGCAGUAUUAUUCGUAAGACAA